GGGCGGCGGCCAGGGCCCCCCGCGCCCCCCGCGCCCCCCGGCACCCGCACCGCCGCCAUGUCGCUGCUCUGCGUCGGAGUUAAAAAGGCCAAGUAUGAUGGGCCCCAAGAGAAGUUUAACACCUACGUGACCCUGAAGGUGCAAAAUGUCAAGAGCACGACCAUCGCAGUGCGGGGCAACUUGCCCUCCUGGGAGCAGGACUUCAUGUUUGAGAUCAAUCGGCUGGACUUGGGCCUGACUGUGGAGGUGUGGAACAAGGGGCUCAUCUGGGACACCAUGGUGGGCACGGUGUGGAUCCCCCUCCGGACCAUCAGGCAGUCCAAUGAGGAGGGCCCUGGGGAAUGGCUCACACUCGACUCCCAGGUCAUCAUGACAGACAAUGAGAUUUCAGGCACCAAGGAUCCGACCUUCCACCGCAUCCUCCUGGACACGCGCUUUGAGCUGCCGCUGGAUAUCCCUGAGGAGGAGGCCAGGUACUGGGCCAAGAAACUGGAGCAGCUCAACGCGAUGCGGGACCAGGAUGAUUAUGCCUUCCAGGAGGAGCAGGAAAAGCCUCUGCCUGUGCAUGGCUCACAGUGCUGCAACUGGAAUUAUUUUGGCUGGGGAGAACAGCAGAACGAUGACCCCGACAGUACCGUGGAUGACCGGGACAGUGACUACCGCAGCGAGACCAGCAACAGCAUCCCCCCACCCUACUACACCACGUCCCAGCCCAACGCCUCCGUGCACCAGUACCCCAUGAGGCACCAGCAGCAGAGCUCCCGCGACUCCUACACCGACUCCAUGCAGAGCUACGAGAUGGACUACUCGGACCAGGCUCCCAUCAGCCCCACAGGCAGCAGCCGCUACGCCUCGUCGGCCGAGCUGAGCCAGGGCAGCUCCCAGCUGAGCGAGGACUUCGAGAACGAGAGCCUGCGGGACUCGGAGCUGGACGAGAGGGACGGCGACUCCUACCACUCCUGCCACAGCUCCGUCAGCUACCGCAAGGACUCCCCCCGCUGGGAGGAGGAGGAGGAUGAUGAUGAUCUCUACCUGGAGGAGGAGGAGGAAGAGUUCAUUGAGGACUACAGUGAGACUGAGGAAGGCUACCCCAAGGAAGAGGAGUUGGAAGAGGAGGAGGAGGAGGAGCUGCGGGAGCAGGACACCUAUGAACCCCCUGAGCAUGAAACGUACCCACCACCACAGAAACCCCUGCCACAGCAGCCACAGCAGCAGCAGCAGCAGCAGCAACAGGUCCUGCAGCAGCAGCAACAGCAGCAACAGCAACAGCAGCAGCAGCAAGCCCAGCUGGUGCCACAGCAGAAGCCUCAGCAGCAGGAAAGGAAGGAGGAGAGGAAAGAGGAGAGGAAGGAGGAGAAGGACACCUCUGCUCCCCAGGAAGCCCCUGAGGCCCUCCAGGCCCAGCGGGCAGAGGAGGAAGUUCCCCUGCAAGAGGCAGCCCCGGAGACGGAGCCCCCAAAACCAGCUGAGAGGGAGCCGGCAGAGGAGGAGGUGCAGGACCCCAAAGCACGAGCCAAAGCCAACUGGCUGAGAGCCUUCAACAAGGUCUGCAUGCAGCUGCAGGAGGCCCGCGGGGAAGGUGAUGGAGAAAAAUCCCUGUGGUUCAAAGGAGGGCCUGGUGGCGGGCUGAUCAUUAUAGACAGCAUGCCGGACAUUCGCAAGCGAAAACCCAUCCCCCUAGUUAGCGAUUUGUCCCUGGUCCAGUCCAGGAAAGCGGGAAUCACAUCCGCGCUGGCCUCGAGCACCUUGAACAACGAGGAGCUGAAAAACCAUGUUUACAAGAAGACCCUGCAAGCCUUAGUGUACCCCAUCUCCUGCACAACGCCCCACAACUUCGAGGUGUGGACGGCCACCACGCCCACGUACUGCUACGAGUGUGAGGGGCUGCUGUGGGGCAUUGCCCGCCAGGGCAUGCGCUGCGCCGAGUGCGGCGUCAAGUGCCACGAGAAGUGCCAGGACCUGCUCAACGCCGACUGCCUGCAGAGAGCAGCAGAGAAGAGCUCCAAGCAUGGGGCAGAGGACCGGACCCAGAACAUCAUCAUGGUGCUCAAGGACCGCAUGAAGAUCCGGGAGCGCAACAAACCAGAGAUAUUUGAGCUGAUCCAGGAGGUGUUUGGGGUCAACAAGACCACACACACACAGCAGAUGAAGGCAGUCAAGCAGAGUGUCCUGGAUGGCACCUCCAAGUGGUCAGCCAAGAUCAGCAUCACAGUGGUGUGUGCCCAGGGCCUGCAAGCAAAGGAUAAGACAGGUUCCAGUGACCCCUAUGUCACUGUCCAGGUUGGAAAGACCAAAAAAAGGACUAAAACUAUCUACGGCAACCUCAACCCAGUCUGGGAGGAGAAUUUCCAUUUCGAGUGCCACAACUCCUCUGACCGCAUCAAGGUCCGUGUGUGGGACGAGGAUGAUGACAUCAAGUCCCGCGUCAAGCAGCGCUUCAAGAGGGAAUCCGACGACUUCCUGGGCCAGACCAUCAUCGAGGUCCGGACCCUGAGCGGGGAGAUGGACGUCUGGUACAACCUUGACAAGCGCACAGACAAGUCUGCAGUGUCAGGAGCCAUCCGGCUGCACAUCAGCGUGGAGAUCAAGGGCGAGGAGAAGGUGGCUCCCUACCAUGUCCAGUACACCUGCCUGCAUGAGAACCUGUUUCACUUUGUGACGGAUUUGCAAAACAACGGCGUGGUGAAGAUCCCCGACGCCAAGGGGGACGAUGCGUGGAAGGUUUACUUUGAUGAGACAGCACAGGAGAUCGUGGAUGAGUUUGCCAUGCGCUAUGGGGUGGAGUCCAUCUACCAGGCCAUGACGCAUUUUGCCUGCCUCUCCUCCAAGUACAUGUGCCCCGGGGUGCCGGCGGUGAUGAGCACCCUGCUGGCCAACAUCAACGCCUACUACGCUCACACCACGUCCUCCAGCAAUGCCAACGCCUCCUCCGACCGAUUCGCAGCCUCCAAUUUCGGUGUAAGUCCCAUGAAAGAUCGCUUUGUCAAGCUCCUGGAUCAGCUGCACAACUCCCUGCGCAUCGACCUCUCCAUGUACCGGAACAACUUCCCUGCCAGCAGCCCCGAACGGCUGCAGGACCUGAAGUCCACAGUGGAUUUGCUGACCAGCAUCACCUUCUUUCGGAUGAAGGUACAGCUGGGGCCCUGCUCUCCCUGUCCAGAGCUGCAGAGCCCCCCACGAGCCAGCCAGGUGGUGAAGGACUGUGUGAAGGCCUGUCUCAACUCCACCUACGAGUACAUCUUCAACAACUGCCACGAGCUCUACAGCCGCGAGUACCAGACAGACCCGACAAGAAAGGCGAGGUUGCCCCCCGAGGAGCAGGGCCCCAGCAUCAAAAACCUGGAUUUCUGGUCAAAGCUCAUCACCCUGAUUGUCUCCAUUAUUGAGGAAGACAAGAACUCCUACACACCCUGCCUGAACCAGUUCCCCCAGGAACUGAACGUGGGGAAGAUCAGCGCUGAGGUGAUGUGGAACCUCUUUGCUCAGGACAUGAAGUAUGCCAUGGAGGAGCACGAGAAGCACCGCCUGUGCAAGAGCGCAGACUACAUGAACCUGCACUUCAAGGUGAAGUGGCUGUACAACGAGUACGUCACCGAGCUGCCCUCCUUCAAGAGCCGCGUGCCCGAGUAUUGCAGCUGGUUCGAGCCCUUUGUCAUCCAGUGGCUGGAUGAGAAUGAAGAGGUGUCACGGGAUUUCCCCGGAGCCCUGGAGCGGGACAAGAAGGAUGGGUUCCAGCAGACCUCGGAGCACGCGCUCUUCUCCUGCUCCGUGGUGGACGUUUUCUCCCAGCUCAACCAGAGCUUUGAGAUCAUCAAGAAGCUGGAAUGCCCUGACCCCCAGAUUGUGGGGCACUACAUGAGACGGUUUGCCAAGACCAUCAGCAAUGUGCUGCUCCAGUACGCUGAGAUCAUAUCCAAGGAUUUUGCCUCCUACUGCUCCAAGGAGAAGGAGAAAGUGCCCUGCAUCCUGAUGAACAACAUCCAGCAGCUCCGUGUCCAGCUUGAGAAGAUGUUUGAAGCCAUGGGUGGAAGGAUGUGACUGGACACAGAAGCCAGUGAUAUCCUCAAGGAGCUGCAGGUGAAGCUUAACAACGUCCUGGAUGAUCUGAGCCGAGUGUUUGCCACCAGUUUCCAGCCCCACAUCGAGGAGUGUGUGAAGCAGAUGGGUGACAUCCUGAGCCAGGUGAAGGGCACUGGCAACGUCCCCGCCAGCACCUGCAGCAGCGUGGCGCAGGACGCCGACAACGUCCUGCAGCCCAUCAUGGACCUGCUGGACAGCAACCUGACACUCUUUGCCAAGAUCUGCGAGAAGACGGUGCUGAAGCGGGUGCUGAAGGAGCUCUGGAAGCUGGUGAUGAACACCAUGGAGAAGACCAUCGUGCUGCCCCCUCUCACAGACCAGACGGGCACGCUCUUGAGAAAACAUGGCAAGGGGACAGAGAAGAGCAGGGUGAAGCUGCCCAGUCACACUGAAGGCACACAGAUGAUUUUCAACGCGGCCAAGGAGCUGGGGCAGCUUUCCAAGCUGAAGGACCACAUGGUGCGUGAGGAAGCCAAGAGCCUGACCCCGAAGCAGUGUGCUGUGGUGGAGCUGGCACUGGACACCAUCAAGCAAUACUUCCAUGCUGGCGGCGUGGGGCUGAAGAAAACGUUCCUGGAGAAGAGCCCUGACCUGCAGUCGCUGCGCUACGCCCUGUCCCUCUACACCCAGGCCACAGACCUGCUCAUCAAAACCUUCGUGCAGACCCAGUCAUCACAGGGCUCUGGCGUGGAUGACCCCGUUGGGGAGGUGUCCAUCCACGUGGAGCUCCUGACCCACCCCAGCAGUGGCGAGCACAAAGUCACCGUCAAAGUGGUGGCUGCCAAUGACCUCAAGUGGCAGACCUCGGGCAUCUUCCGGCCCUUCAUCGAGGUCAACAUCAUCGGGCCCCACCUCAGCGACAAGAAGAGGAAAUUUGCCACCAAAUCCAAGAACAACAGCUGGGCCCCCAAGUACAACGAGAGCUUCCAGUUCACGCUGGGCACAGAGACGGGCCCCGAGUGCUACGAGCUGCAGGUGUGCGUGAAGGAUUACUGCUUCGCCCGGGAGGACCGCACCGUGGGCAUCGCCGUGCUGCAGCUGCGGGACAUCCUGCAGCGCCCCGGCUGCGCCUGCUGGCUGCCCCUGGGCCGCCGCAUCCACAUGGACGACACGGGGCUCACCGUGCUGCGCAUCCUCUCGCAGCGCAACAACGACGAGGUGGCCAAGGAGUUCGUCAAGCUCAAGUCGGACACGCGCUCGGCCGAGGAGGGCAGCAGUUAAAGUCCUUUGUUCCCCCAGCCCUCGCCCCCGCUGCCGGCCCCUGACAGGAUCCCCAGCCGUGAAUAAGCCAUAGGAGGGGCCGCAGAGGUGGCGCAGGGAGGGGGAGCUGUGGCUGCAGGGACAGAGCCUCCCCUCCUCCCCGGCCAGCACGGCUGGCUGACGGCGAGCACACCUGCGGGAAGGUGCUGCUGCGGGGGCUGCAGGGAGGGGCUGGAGCCCAGCCUGCCCUUCCCCAGCCUGCCCGAGAUGGAGGAGCCCAUCUCUGAACCGCCACUGUCCCACCCGGCCCCAGCCCUCCCCGAGUGACACAAGGAAAGGGCUGUGGGGUGUGUGUGUGUCUUGUGCCAUAUGUGGGUGUUGGUGAGUGGCUGGCACAGCGUGGUGGUGCCCCUUGUCCCCAUCCCUGUCCCUGGUGUGUCCUGAGGGCGGGGCAGCUGCCAGCCCCGAGCACAUCUUGUACAUAUGUAAAUACCUGUACAUACAGGGCAGCUGGACAGGCUGUGUCCUGCCCCUGGAAGGGCUAUUGGGGCUGUUGGCUCGGUGGGUGCAGCCCCCACAGGCCCUGCACAGGGUCCCCUCCCUGGCUGGCAGCAGCAUCACAGGGUCGGGAGCAGCAGGGAGCAGCCCCCGGCCCGUUUCCUGUCUUCCCUGCCUUGCUGCCACCCUGGGCUCCCCCAGUGCCCCCCACAAGGUGCCAGGGCUGGGGGAGGCAGGGGCUGAGGGGCCUGGGCACAGGGACUGUUGCUCUUUGCUCUGGCCACGGGGAGCAGCGCCCCUGAGCAGUGCAGCCCACGGGAUCUCCUUGGCACAAGCAAACCCUCCCCAGCCCAGCCCAGCCCAGCCCAGCCCGGAGAACCCCUCCAGUGCCCCGGUGAGCAGCAGUUCUGUGCCCCAGUGCCCCAGUGAGCACCGUUUCCGUGUGCUGUGGUGUGCAUGUCUCGUGUGAGUGCCUGGGAGGCCUGGGGUGCGGUGUUGGGGUGGCCACCCCCAUUCCGGGGCACACAGAGGCCUCACGACCCCACAGAUCAGUACAGCUCUCCCAGCCCCUCCCAUCCCCAAACAGGGUACCCCAGAUGCUCCUUUGCCUCGAGGGUUUGCCGGGACCAGAGGGUUUCACGUUGCUCUCUCGUUUCUGUUCAAUGUUUACACCCUUCUCCAGCGGCUGCUCCUGCACGGCCGGGCCGGGGCUCGGCCCCGCCGCCCCUCCGUGGUGCCCUGAGCCCCCUCCCCGAGCGUCCUGUUCGGCAUGUGAUGGAACUGACCAAUCCUGCUCCUGUAGCACAGUGUCACCGAUGCCUGUGUGUCUGUCCCGCCCCCGCGGCGGCUCCCAUGGAUGCAUGACAGUGAGAUGUUUUGCACUAUUUUGAAUUUUUUGGGCUCUGUAAAAAUAUUUUAUUAUAACUGACAUUAAAAAGCACACCCUUCA
Melospiza melodia melodia is the source of this 6727-nucleotide messenger RNA. RefSeq names its product protein unc-13 homolog A-like. Gene Ontology annotation, molecular function: calcium ion binding; phospholipid binding; calmodulin binding. The record is from RefSeq and is a predicted model, not a curated record. NCBI's taxonomy places the organism in Eukaryota, Metazoa, Chordata, Aves, Passeriformes, Passerellidae. Gene Ontology annotation, biological process: synaptic vesicle maturation; synaptic transmission, glutamatergic; synaptic vesicle priming. Gene Ontology annotation, cellular component: terminal bouton; presynaptic active zone cytoplasmic component; presynaptic membrane.